AUGCUGUCUCGCGUAGUUCCCCAGACAAAGCAGACUUCUUAUAUCGCAGUGCAAAGCCGUAUUGCCUCGACCAGGACAUUCGCAAGCCAUGCAUCACCCUUCCGAUCUGUCUCUCGACCUUUACAUCAGCCACAGAGCCGUACGUUCUCAAGCUGCGGCCGUAGAUGCAGCAAUGGGAACUACAACCGAUUCAGCAACUCCGGCCGGGGCCCACGGGCGCCGCCGUUGAUGUAUCACCUGUUGUCGCGGGCGCGAACCGAACAUUUCGUUAUAAUAGGCCUUGGCGCAUCGGCGUUCUACUACUAUAAUACUGAGGUAGUGGAGAUGACUGGCCGCCGGCGGCUCAACUUCAUAUCCGUGCAACACGAGCUAGAGCUCGGAGAACAAGCAUAUCGAGAGAUCCUCGCGGAGCAUAGAGAUCGCAUACUGCCAGACUCUCACCCCGAUGCCAAGGUAGUACACCGUGUACUCGAGCGACUCAUCCCUCAGGCACGCGUAGAGGGCGCCCAGUGGAGAGCACACGUCAUCAAAGCGGACAAUGUCAGAAAUGCCUUUGUUCUUCCCGGUGGGAAAGUCUUCGUCUUCACCGGCAUCUUGCCUUUCUGCAAAGAUGAGGAUGGUCUGGCUGCGGUCCUCGGGCACGAGAUCGCGCAUGUGGUUGCUCACCAUAGCGCGGAGGGUAUGACUCGGAAUUAUCUUCUGAAGUCUAUUGUCACGGUUGCCUCGUUUCUCUUCGAUAUCUCAGCCAUGAUUCCGGCUUAUUUGUCGCAUUAUCUGAUUAACUUGCCCAAUUCUCGGGUACAGGAGGCCGAAGCGGACGACAUGGGGUUGAUCAUGAUGGCUCGAGCCUGUUACAACCCGGAGGCUGCUAUUGCCUUCUGGCAGCGCCUGGUGAACAACAAAGAAGAACAUGAGAUUCAUCAAUUCUUGUCGACGCACCCUUCGGUAGGUCUCCUGAUCAGCGGCCGAGACACAUCUUCUAUUGAGGCAUAUCCUAAUUCAUUGGCCACAGAACGAAAGUCGUAUCCAUGCUCUCAGUGA
Messenger RNA from Aspergillus fijiensis CBS 313.89, 1041 nucleotides. RefSeq names its product M48 family metallopeptidase. Gene Ontology annotation, biological process: mitochondrial protein processing; protein quality control for misfolded or incompletely synthesized proteins. NCBI's taxonomy places the organism in Eukaryota, Fungi, Ascomycota, Eurotiomycetes, Eurotiales, Aspergillaceae. The record is from RefSeq and is a predicted model, not a curated record. The transcript is spliced from 6 exons. Gene Ontology annotation, cellular component: mitochondrial inner membrane. The coding region runs from base 1 to 1041 and encodes 346 amino acids. Gene Ontology annotation, molecular function: metalloendopeptidase activity.